AUGUUUGACGGCGCAGCUGUUGACGGCUCCGGGCAAACUCCAGUCCCCGACACAACUAACCCCAAGCCAGACCCCUUGACAAACGCUGGCCGCACAACAAACGGGCCGCCCCUGCACGUGCUCGGCGUUGAUUAUGGGACCUCCAUAACGGGCCUCGCGCUGGGGCGUAAUGGUUGGUGCAGCCCUCUUAAGUCAAUACCUUCUCUCCGCACAUCGAAGCUGUCAGAUGUGGCCCGUCAAGUACUUGCCACAGCGCUGGAGCAGAGAGUAGAGGGCAUGGUGGUGGGCAUUCCCGUACAGCCAGGGGGCAGCAUCGUCAAGCCACACACGGACUCCCGAUUGGGUUCGAGAUGCCGCAACCUAGCACAUACGUUGGCACUGAUGGCGAAGGAGCAUGGCAUCCCGGUGUAUCUUUAUAACGAAAAGGAUACGACUCGCGCUACCAUGAAAACACUAGGUUACAAUUGGACCGACCGCCUCUCCGGACAGGAGAAACAGGCAUGCAAGCUGGACUCCGAGAGCGCAGCCAUGCUACUGCGGCUGUACUUUGGUAAUCCACGCCUAGCUGUCCGUGUUAAUGCUCAAGUAAAUAUCAAGCGCUCCCCAGGUACCCACAACUCGGCCGAAACGACUAGCGACAGGGAGUGAGAAUAUCACGAUGCGAGGAGCAGUGUAAGGCUUAUCGACACCUGCAAAACGCCUUACAGUCGCCUGCUAGUGUCACCUACCAAACUGUACACAUCCUACACUUAACUGCAAUGACCAAUAGCACCCUCGCAUAACAACUCACGACCGCUGUCAGGAUUAUCAGGCCGCCGCGCCGAAGCCAGCAUUACUCGUCGCAGUGGGCGUCCCUGCUU
Molecule: messenger RNA, 860 nt
Organism: Volvox carteri f. nagariensis
Lineage: Eukaryota; Viridiplantae; Chlorophyta; Chlorophyceae; Chlamydomonadales; Volvocaceae
Exons: 7
Coding region: 1-648 (215 amino acids)
Biological process (GO): rRNA 5'-end processing
Source: RefSeq, a predicted model, not a curated record